CAGCAAUUCCAGUGGCGGCUUGCCUGGCUGUGUUUUUUUUUCCUGCUCUGCUGGCUGGGAUCUGCGCUUGUUUCACACCCCAGAUUUACCGACAGCAGUCUUUUGACAGGCGCACAAGGGGAUCCAGCUUCCUCAUCGGGAACCCUGGUCCUUUGUUGCUGCGAUUUGAUCUUCCAGGUUCUUCGGAGUCUGCGUCCGAGGCAGAAUGGCACAUCAUGGCUUUGUUUGGGGGGUGGAUAAUAGAGCGACUUAUGACCCGCGGCCUUGGGACCCGGCUCAUGUUCCUUGUCCUGGUUUGCACCUUGAUAAUAUGUGCCCCUGGAGUGCAUAUAGUAGCCAUUGAUCGCCCCCCUCUGUGCUGAUGUGAUUGCAUGCGGGCUUUCUUUCUUUCCCCUCUCGUCCACGAGCUGGAUCUUAUAUCGACUGUUCGCCGUUCGUUCUUUGCGACUGUUGAUCCGAGAUAGAUCAUCGGCCAACCUUUGAUCGCCGCUGUUCUUCUGGUGGUCUGCUGUGUCAUUCAUACUAGCACAAGAUGAAGUUCAGAAGUGGCCGCGUCGCCGCUUUUGCGGUGGCUGCGCUGUCCGUGCAACCAUGCCUCGCCCAAGAACCCACCAUGGUUAAGCACGAGUCCGGAAUCACCUUUGGCACCUGGUCCGCUGCCGCCGGUGGCUCCCAAGCUCCUUUCGAGUUUGGCAUGGCUCUGCCCGAGAACGCCUUGACGACAGACUCGACCGAAUACAUUGGUCUCCUUCGCUGCGGCAAAAGCAGCAAAGGAGAAGGCGGCUGGUGCGGACUUUCGCACGGCGAGUCGGGUCAGAUGAUCGGCGCCCUGCUGCUGGUGGCCUGGCCGCACGGCGACCAGGUGCUGACGAGCUUCCGCUACGUCACGGGCUAUGCCUUUCCCGGCGUCUACAAGGGCGACGCCAAGCUCACGCAGAUCUCGUCAAAGGUCACCGACGACUACUUCGAGGUCACCUACCGCUGCCAGGGCUGCUUGGCCUGGGAGCAGGACGGCGACGCAGGAAAGGCGUCGACCAGCCAGGGCUUCUUGGUCCUCGGCCGUGCUUCUGGCUCCGACACGCCGUCCAGCCCGGAAUGCCCGGACAAGAUCGUCCACGGGUUCCACGACACCGGGUUUGGCCAGUACGGUGCCGUGUUGGAGGGUCUGGCCAGGAGUGAGUACAGCCAGUGGGCUGGGCUGGCGACCAAGACUGUUUCGGGCAGCUGCGGCGUUAGCUCUCCAACAACCACAGCAGCCACCAUGACCUCGGCACCACCAACAAGCGUGGAGACAACAGUCCCGGCCACGACCACCACCUCGGCACCUGCCGUGACCUUUACUCCCGCACCUAGCUCAGAGUUUGACUAUAUUGUGGUGGGAGCCGGUGCGGGCGGCAUCACCGUUGCCGACAAGCUCAGCGAAAAGGGCCACAGCGUCUUGCUGAUCGAAAAGGGACCACCGUCGACAGGCUACUGGGGUGGCACCAUGCGCCCCGACUGGCUCAACGAGACCAAGCUGACCAGGUUCGAUGUCCCCGGCCUCUGCAACCAGAUCUGGGCCGACUCUGUUGGUGUUGCAUGCACCGACAUGGACCAGAUGGCUGGUUGUGUGCUGGGAGGUGGCGUUGCCGUGAAUGCCGGUUUGUGGUGGAAGCCUCACCCUCUCGAUUGGGACGAGAACUUUCCCGCUGGCUGGAAGUCCAGCGACACUCGCCAGGCCACGGACCGUGUCUUCUCCCGUAUCCCGGGCACAGUAAGACCCUCGCAAGACGGGAGGAUCUACUACGACCAAGGCUUCAACGUCCUGUCCUCGGGUCUGAGCUCCGCGGGCUGGCAGCGCAUCGACGAGCCCAACUCCUCCCCCGACCGCAAGAACCGGACAUUCGGCCACUCGACCUUUAUGUUCUCCGGCGGCGAGCGUGGCGGUCCCCUGGCGACCUACCUCAAGACUGCCUCCGAGCGCCCCAACUUCCGCCUCAUCACCGAUACCAGCGUCAGGAGGCUGAUCCGGUCCGGCGGGCGCGUCACCGGCGUCGAGAUUGAGGGCAACCCCGCGACCGGCCACGGCUACGCGGGCGUCGUCAACGUCACAGCAAGCACGGGCCGCGUCAUCCUGUCGGCCGGCGUCUUUGGCACCGCAAAGGUGCUCUUCCGCAGCGGCAUCGGCCCAGCCGACUCCCUGGCCACGGUCAAGGCGUCUGCGUCCGACGGCGCCUCCAUGAUCAGCGAGUCGGAGUGGAUCGACCUGCCCGUGGGCUACAACCUCGUCGACCACGUCAACACCGACACCAUCGUGGACCACCCGGACGUUGUCUUUUACGACUUUUACGAGGCGUGGGACCACCCAAACCCGUCGGACGAGCAAAAGUACCUGGGCAGCCGCACGGGGAUCCUGGCGCAGGCGGCGCCCAACAUCGGCCCGCUGUUCUGGGAGGAGGUCCGGGGCGCCGACGGCGUGGUCAGGCAGUUCCAGUGGACGGCGCGCGUCGAGGGCACCACUAACACGUCCAUGACCAUGAGCAUGUACCUGGGCCGCGGCCUGACCAGCCGCGGCCGCAUGUCCAUCACCAGCAGGCUGGACACGCGCGUCGUGACCCCGCCGUACCUGCGCGACGACAACGACCGCCUCGCCGUCAUCCAGUCGCUCGACAACGUCCGCGCCUCGCUGGCCGCCGUCCAGAACCUCACCUGGCACGUACCCAGCCUCAACCAGACCAGCGAGGCCUAUGUCAACUCGCUGCUGACCACGCCUGCCCAGCGCAGGGCGAACCACUGGAUGGGUACCACCAAGCUCGGCACCGACGAUGGUCGCAGCGGCGGCACGGCCGUCAUCGACACCAACACCAAGGUCUACGGCACCGACAACCUCUUUGUCGUCGACGCCUCCAUCUUCCCGGGAAUGGUGACCAGCAACCCGUCUGCCAUGAUUGUCAUUGCCGCCGAGCACGCUGCCACCAAGAUUAUGGCCCUCGACAAGUAGGUUUGGGAUGUGCGAUGAAGUGUUUUGGAAUGGGAGACGGCCGUGCACUGUCAAAUGCCUGGAGGUUGUACAUUGAUAAGCAAAAUUAUUACGGGUUUUGUCGUUCUCCAAAUGCGUUCAAGCGAAGCCACUGCAUUUACUGUCGUCAGUGUCUAGCUUUGUUUGUGCUCUCUGCAUUAGGUGUCUAGGUUUCGUCACUUUUCACCCUACACGCACAUGCUGGUCAAGUUGGCCCGGAAACCUAGAGUGGCGGCUGCAAC
This is a messenger RNA of Pyricularia oryzae 70-15, 3240 nucleotides long. Its product is annotated as cellobiose dehydrogenase. Gene Ontology annotation, molecular function: oxidoreductase activity, acting on CH-OH group of donors; flavin adenine dinucleotide binding. The transcript is spliced from 6 exons. The record is from RefSeq and is a predicted model, not a curated record. The coding region runs from base 533 to 2980 and encodes 815 amino acids. Lineage: Eukaryota; Fungi; Ascomycota; Sordariomycetes; Magnaporthales; Pyriculariaceae.